Molecule: messenger RNA, 1122 nt
Organism: Penaeus indicus
Lineage: Eukaryota; Metazoa; Arthropoda; Malacostraca; Decapoda; Penaeidae
Exons: 4
Coding region: 1-1122 (373 amino acids)
Source: RefSeq, a predicted model, not a curated record
AUGGAGAUACAAGGGGGGUUUCAGUCCUUCCUAAAAAAUGCUCCUGCUCAUAGUCAAGAUAGUAGAGAUGUUGUUAAGAUCUUAUCCCUGGGGGAUAGUGAAGGGAUGUUGUUACUUGAUGUUUAUCUUGGGGAGAAGUGCAUUACAGCACUAUUCAACACAGGAGCAGAGGUUUCUUUAGUACAUAGUGAUGUGCUAAAAGAGUUAAGUAUGCCCUAUAAGCAGGAUGUGAAGGUUGAGAGUAGUAAUAAAAGAUCUGUCGCUUCCAUGGCAACCGUAGGUCUGAAGGGACGCUGGAGGACCAAGACGGGGAAAACUACAGGGGCCCCUGUGAAGUUUUCCCGCCUGGGAGAGGUGGAUUUAAAUUAUGCUACGGAUGAUUUAGAGAUAAGCUUAAUAGAAGGCAUAGUCACUCCUAUUCCGUCAUCAGAUGGUGCCACGAGGUGGUUUAGGAUACCAUUUAAAAACGACGGGAAGAGAGUUGUAGAAGUUGGGCAGAAUACGAGUGUGGGAGCACUCAUGAAACUAGUAGACAUAUCUCCUGGUGAAGCCAGAAGGCAGGUAGUAGCCAGUGUUAAGAGUAACAGGAAUAAAACUUGUAGAUUAUUAGAAGAAGUAGACAAGAUAUUUGAACGAGGUUCAGAAGAGCACAGGGUGCUGAUAGACUUGGUUUUGGAAUUCCCAAGGGUUUUUAGUCUUGAAGAGGAUCCUUUACCGAUUUCGAAUGAAUACUUUCACGAAAUAAAGGCUCUGGGUCCUCCAGUUUACAAGAAACCCUAUCCCAUCCUGUUGAAAUACAGAGACGAGAUUAAGGCUCAGAUUGACUCUAUGUUGAGGGACGGGAUUAUACAACCCUCACGUUCUCCUUACAAUGCACCAUUGGUACCAGUGCGAAAGAGAGAUGGGGGGUUGCGAUUAUGUCUUCAUUUCAGAGCACUUAAUGAAUGUAUUGAGGAUGACCGAUACCCACUGCCAAACAUAGAUUCUAUACUGCAAAGGCUAGGCAAGAGUCGUUUCUUCUCGUGUUUGGACCUCAGGCAGGGUUAUCACCAGAUACCCCUGACCCCCGCUAGUCGAGAGAAAACGGCUUUUUCCACAAUGGAGGCCACUACGAAUUUAUGA